This is a messenger RNA of Penicillium hordei, 636 nucleotides long. RefSeq lists its product as uncharacterized. The transcript has a single exon. The coding region runs from base 1 to 636 and encodes 211 amino acids. Lineage: Eukaryota; Fungi; Ascomycota; Eurotiomycetes; Eurotiales; Aspergillaceae. The record is from RefSeq and is a predicted model, not a curated record.
AUGGACUGGCCCACUGAUGUUCAAGUACUGGCCCGCCAUCUAAGACUCUCCAGUUUUGCAAUCAUAGGCGGCUCCGGCGGCGGGCCCUAUGCAUUAGCGUGCGCGCAGGUACUCCCUCAAGACAUGAUGUCCGCAGUUGGUGUACUUGCUGGAGCGGGCAACUGGAGGGCUCGGGCUCAUCAUAUGCCUUGGAUCUAUCGUGCAUCAAAGCUAGCCGCAGAACACUGGCCAGCUGGACUACGGGGUUUGUUGACCUUUGUGGUGUGGAUGCUUAGACAUGGGAUGAAUACACAAAUGGCAACACAGAGAGUUAAUGACUACCUGACAAAAGACCAGGACCAACAUGACGAAUUUGUUAAGGAACGAAGAGCUCAAUUGCUACACAUAUUAUUUGAGUCUUUUGCACAGGGUGUUGGCCCUGCUGCAUAUGAGGCGAAGCUACUGUCACAAGGCUGGGGCAUCGAGUUUGGCCACAUUACUUACAACAACCUCCACAUCUGGCAUGCUGAAAAGAAUUGGAAUUCGCCGCUACCCAUGACGGAGUACUACGUCAAACUUCUAUCUAACAGUCCAUACUCUAAAGUAUUCGAAGAUGACACACAUUUCACGAUCCACAAGUAUCACGAGAUUCUUUGA